CCGGUGCUGCUGGGCAAGCAGGCCAUAGACGACGACUGCAACCAGACCGGGCAGAUGCUGGCGGCGCUGCUGGACUGGCCGCAGGCGACGUGCGCGUCGUCGCUGUCGCCCGAGGGCCCCUGGCUGCGGGUGCAGCGCGAGGUGGACGGCGGCCUCGAGACGCUGCGGCUGCGGCUGCCGGCGCUGGUCACGGCCGACCUGCGGCUCAACGUGCCGCGCUACGCCACGCUGCCCGCCAUCAUGAAGGCCAAGAAGAAGCCCCUGGAGCAGGUGACGCCCGAGGAGCUGGGCGUGGCGCUGGGCGGGGGCCCGCGGGUGCUGGCGCUGGCCGAGCCCCCCCCCCGGCAGCCGGGGCGGCUCCUGCCGGGGGUCCCGGAGCUGCUGCACGAGCUGCGCCAGCGCGGCCACCUCUGAGGG
Molecule: messenger RNA, 417 nt
Organism: Nothoprocta perdicaria
Lineage: Eukaryota; Metazoa; Chordata; Aves; Tinamiformes; Tinamidae
Gene: ETFB
Product: electron transfer flavoprotein subunit beta
Exons: 4
Cellular component (GO): cytosol
Molecular function (GO): electron transfer activity
Source: RefSeq, a predicted model, not a curated record